Messenger RNA from Anguilla anguilla (European eel), 1805 nucleotides. RefSeq names its product probable G-protein coupled receptor 146. Lineage: Eukaryota; Metazoa; Chordata; Actinopteri; Anguilliformes; Anguillidae. Gene Ontology annotation, cellular component: membrane. The transcript is spliced from 2 exons. Gene Ontology annotation, molecular function: G protein-coupled receptor activity. The record is from RefSeq and is a predicted model, not a curated record. Gene Ontology annotation, biological process: G protein-coupled receptor signaling pathway. Bases 302 to 1309 code for a protein of 335 amino acids.
GGUCACGUGUGCAGUAGUAGUUCGGAGCAGCACGGCUUGUAGUGUGGAAUAGCUUGUAGUUUACGCCUCAUUUACUGGAACUGCAGACAGAGAAUAUAACUGGCAUGUACCGCACUGAUAACUUAUUGAACAUUUCUCGUUGGACGCAGAGAGGACGUGUUUGUGAUUGCUUUGCAUUGCCAAAGACAGACAGAGGGUCAUGUCUGCGGGAGUAAAUGGAAUUCAAAUGCCGCCUCCGUAGAUCUCUCACCGAGUCGGAGCCUUGCUGUGCAGCUGAUCCUGCCCCCGCGGGUCCCGCGCCAUGUGGAGCUGCGUGCUGUCCAAUGAGACGGACGACAGGGCGGACCAGCGGCUGUGCCAGGACCUGGGCCUGGCGCUGUCGGUGCUGUCGCUGGCCUACCUGCUGGUCUGCUUCCCCACCGGCCUCUGCUACAACGCCCUGCUGGUGGCGGUCAACCUCUCCAACAAGGUGUCCAUGACCAUGCCCGACGUCUACUUCGUCAACAUGGCGGUGGCCGGCCUCCUGCUGGGCGCCCUGGCGCCCGUGGAGCUCCUGGGCCCCGCCUACACCCGCUGGCCCGCCUGGGACCCCGGCAACGAGGUCUUCGUGGGCCUCCUCAUCCUCUUCGACGUGUGCGCGCUGGUCACCAUGUACUCCACGGCCCUGCUGAGCCUGGACUACUACAUCGAGCGGGCCCUGCCGCACACCUACAUGUCCAGCGUCUACAACACCAAGCACGUGUGCGGCUUCCUCUGGGGCGGGGCGGCGCUCACCAGCUUCUCCUCGCUGCUCUUCCACGUCUGCGGCCACGCCUCCGCCAAGAUGGCCGAGUGCGCCAAGAUGCGCAACAAGGAGGCGGCCGACGGCAUCAUGAUGCUGGUGGGCUACGCCGUGCCGGCGGCGGCCGUGCUCUACGCCCUGGCGCUCGUCCUGCGGAUCCGCCGCGAGGCCGCGUCCCUGGAGCCGGACCCCGGCAGCCCCGACCCCGCGGCGCAGCGCCUCCUGCUGGCGUCCGUGUGCGCGCAGUUCCUGCUCUGGACGCCGUACUACGCCGGGCUGCUGGCGCACGCGGUCUCCGGCGGCGCCGGCGCCCUUCCCGGCAGGCCGAGGGGCAGCACGUACCACUUCCUGCGGCGGCUGGCGCAGCUCCUGGCCUUCUCCAGCAGCUUCGUCACGCCGCUGGUGUACCGGCUGAUGAGCCGCGACUUCUCCCACAAGCUCCGGCGGCUGCUCCGGAGGCUCCCGGGCAGGAAGCGCGGCUGCGGCCACGCCCACGACCCCGGCGGGGCGCAGCAGGUCGUCACGUAGCCCCUAAACCCCCCCCCCCCCCCCCGCCACGUUUCACCUCAAGGCCAGACACAGGACCCAGCAAAACCCAAUCGCGACAGGCGGACCUGGCUCACAACAUUCCGCGCACGUUCCCCCUUAUUCCCUUCCGGGAGACGGCAAGCGGGAGAGACCACUAAGCGCGGCUUACCUGACUGAGCGGGCCCUGAUAGCGGCUACAGAAAAGCUAAAACCCUCGCAGGUCUCCUCUCUCCGCUGUGCCUCUUGUUUUCCGUGAACGGGACAGGGCGAUCUUCCGUCGCGCGAAGAAUUCGGCUUUUCCACAGCUCCCCCUUCCUGUGAGAAUGAGUCGGUGUCUGUACCUCAGUCUGACCCCCCCAGGGCAUUGCUGAGCCUCUCUGGGCCCAAGUCCUCAAACACAUCGAGCGGAACGUAGUGACCUGGAAACCGCUUCUCUUCUUCACAAACACACUCACACAAAACAUACGCUGCUUGGGAGUGUGUGGAAAGGUGUGCU